Molecule: messenger RNA, 237 nt
Organism: Suillus subaureus
Lineage: Eukaryota; Fungi; Basidiomycota; Agaricomycetes; Boletales; Suillaceae
Product: N19M, NADH-ubiquinone oxidoreductase 9.5 kDa subunit
Exons: 3
Coding region: 1-237 (78 amino acids)
Source: RefSeq, a predicted model, not a curated record
AUGGCGUCCAUUUUAUCCCCCUUCCGAAGGAGCUACAGGUAUUUGCAAUACCUCGCACACGAACAGCCAGUCAUCUUUUACUCUUGCGUCCUCGGGCUCGCAGGACCAGUUCUUGCUUUGAGUGUGCCUGCAGUCAGGAGAAACUGGCUCGGAUAUACUCCCGCGGAACCUAUACCUACCACAUAUCCUGUGCCGAAACGGCCGAGAAAGCCUGUACAAGGCUAUGAGGAUGAGUAG